Molecule: messenger RNA, 3782 nt
Organism: Closterium sp. NIES-67
Lineage: Eukaryota; Viridiplantae; Streptophyta; Zygnematophyceae; Desmidiales; Closteriaceae
Source: the annotation of a GenBank genome assembly
ACCUGUCAGAUCCGAGCUUCCCCUCAACCCGCGGGAUGAUCACCUUGAAGUUGUCGUCUCAGUCUACCUGCUUAGAGACUGUCUGGUCUCCAGCCAUUAGCUCGUUACUGACCCAAGGUUAGAUCAAGCCCGAUCCACCACCUUAGUCUAUUAAACGAGAGUCGUAUUUUGCCACGAAAUGGUGGUAAAACGGAGUCCAGCAGCCAAGACGGCGACCGCGCCUGCACGGCAGAGACCCGCAAGGGGAUCUGCCGCUCGAAAAUCUACGAACGGAGCUGUUUCUGCCUCCCCCGCCUCCGCUCCGAGACGUUCCCCCGCUUCCUCGUCGAAGGGGAAGGGGAGGGAGAGGAAGGCCAGGGAGCCAGUGGAUGAGGAGAUGGACUUGGAUGAAGCGGCCCUUGUGGAAUUAAAGGACUCUGCGAUCGAGAAGAUCUUGACGAAGGCAGGGGAGGUGGAGGAGGAGAUGGUGGUGAAAGGGAAGGGGAAAGUAAAGGCGAAGGAGGAGGAGGGCGAGGAUGAGGAUGUGUCGGUGGAAGAGACGGAUAAGAUUCCGGGCCGGGAGGCGAAGGCGCGGUGGCCAGAGCGGUGCAAGGAGGCGAGAGGAGUCGCCCACUACUCGGCAGUCACAGUAGAGGGCCACGUGUACAGGCUGGGCGACGAUGUCUCAGUCAAGGGUGAGCCCAAGUGCCCGGAUUACAUGGGAACGAUCAAGGAGAUAUUUAAGCCUGCGAAAGGGGAGUUCUCGUGCCAGCUGCGCUGGUACUUUCGCUACAGCGACACGGCGAUGGGGACGUUGGGGGACAGCAUUGUGGAUCCGCGUGUGUGCUUCUGGUCGCGGGAGACGGACGACAAUCCUGCCAGCUGCAUCACUGGGCGAAUGCGAGUCAAGCGAGUCAAGCCUCCGUCCGGACCCAAGGAGGCGUUGGAGAUACCAGCGGAUGUGGACUAUGUGUAUUACCACGUGUACUCUUAUGACUUCUCCACCUUCUCCGACGUGCCUGAUGAUGAGUGCGAGCAAAAGCUGGAUGACCAGCCAGAUCCGGCAGCUGUCAAUGGGGUUCUCACGCACCCCACUGGGAUAAACGGGGUCAAUGGGGAGAGUGAGAAGCUGGAGGUAGAUUGCAAGGAAGAGUCUAACGACAGGCACGAGGAAGGAGGAGGGGAUAAGACUAUGGCGUGUAAGGAGGAGCCCGAGGGUAGGGAUGAGAAUGACCUGGGAAAUGAGCUUACCAAUGCACGAGGGGGAGAAACAAGAGAAAAGAGGAAAGAGCAGGUAGAGGAGGGGCUGAAGCUGGAAGGGAAGGUGGCAGGCGGGGAGGCUGAAGGCACGGCGGUAGAAGCUGUGAAGUUAGAGAAUGGCGGGGCAGUAGAGGGUGGAGAUGUUAGUGCGGAGGAGAAGAGGGAGAGCAAGGAGGAGGGAGACACUGGGAACGGGGGGGUGAAAGGAGAGGACGGAGAUGGCCAGGAGGAGGAAGGAGCGACAGGUAAAGCUGUUGCGGCGCGCAAGAAGGGGCGGCUGUCUGGUGGUGUGGGCCGUGCUGCUGCUGUCUCCCCCGUUGGGGUGGUGCUCCCGCCUCAGUCGAUGCGCUUGACUCUCCUCGAUAUGUACAGCGGGUGCGGUGCCAUGUCCACUGGGAUUGAGAUGGGCGGCACUCCCAGGGGCGUCACCAUUGACACGUGCUGGUCCGUGGACUUCAAUGCACCAGCAUGCGAGAGCAUGGAGUACAACCACCCACACUGCCAGGUGCGCAACGAGACGGCCGACGAGUUUCUGGAGAUACUAAAAGAGCUGCCGGCCCUGCUGAGCCGCUAUGGAGUGAGCUCCGCUGGAGCCUCGGGGUCCUCUGGGUCCCCUGGGUCGGCACCAGCAGUGGUUGUGGAGGCAGGUGGGGAAGUGGGGAGCAAGGCUGUGGCGCAUAAGCACAAGGUGGUUCACCACUCGCACCACCAGCAGCAGGAAGGGGAAGGAUCGGGAGAGAAGGUGGGGGACGGAGAAGAGGAGGAGAUGGAGGAGGAGGAGGAGGAAGAGGAGGAGGAGGUUGAGACGAGAGGGAGGGGGAAGAGGAAGAGGGGGAAGGGGAAGGCAGCUGAUGCGAAGAAGUUGUCAUCUGGGAACAAGGGGCAGGAGGGACAGGCGAGUGAUGGUGCAGGGGGCAAGGGCACCUCUGGGAAGGGAGAGGCAAAGGCAGCGGGAGAGGAGGAGAGCAGUGACGAGGAGAUUGACGAGGGGGAGUUUGAGGUGGGGCAGAUCGUUGGGGUGAGGUACAUUGCUCCCACGGAGAAGGGACGACCUGCAGGCAUUUACUUUAAGGUUCGAUGGAAGGGGUAUGGCCCACUGGACGACACCUGGGAGGCAGAGGAAAGCCUCAGCUCGUGCAAGCCGGCCAUCAGGGACUAUCUGGUGGAGCUGAAGGAGAAGAAGCUGCUCCCUUUGCCGGGCGACGUUGACAUCAUCUGUGGAGGGCCCCCGUGCCAGGGCGUGAGCGGGUUCAACCGUUUCCGCAACAUGGAAGACCCGCUGGCGUGCGAGAAGAACCGGCAGCUGAUCGUGUUCAUGGACAUCGUGGCAUGGCUGGCGCCCAAGUGGGUGCUCAUGGAGAAUGUCGUCGAUUUGAUGAAGUUCAAAGACGGGAUCCUGGCGAAAUAUGCGAUCGCACGACUGGUUGGCAUGGGAUACAAGUCUCGCACCGGAAUCAUCGCAGCCGGGUGCUUUGGAGUCGCACAGUUCCGCCUUCGAGCCUUCUUCUUCGGCGCAUUGAAUGGCCAUGCGCUUCCAAGCUUCCCCUUGCCAACCCAUCUCGUUGCUAGUGAAAGAGGCUGUGUGCCAACCCGCUGGUUGAGAAACUUUGUUGGUUGGGAAGAGAAGUCUCCCGUGCUGAAGACGCUGAGGCCGGCGCUCGUCCUAAAGGAUGUCAUCUCGGAACUCCCCCCGGUGACAAACGCCACAACAGCUGACGUCAUGAAUUACACACGGCCGCCUGCCAAUAACUUCCAACGAUUCAUACGCCUCCCCAAGUCCGCCUUCCGUCCUCCUCCCCCAGGUGCGACCUCCCCGAGCUCGCCCUGGUCUUGGGAUGCAAACCCCAAGCUCCUGGACCACCGCACGCACAACCUCAACGCCGACGACUUCUAUCGCGUGGAAAGGAUUCCCCAUCGAGAGGGAGCGUGUUUCCGGGACCUGCCAGGAGUGGUGACGGACCCUGUCACUAAGAAGUGCUCCCUGGACAAGAAUAUCCCCCGCCCGCUGAUUCCACACUCAGGCAGUUUUCUGUGUCCCGACUACGCCAUUUCAUUCGUGAGGGGCACCUCGUUCAAGCCCUUUGCUCGUCUGUGGUGGAAUGACACAGUUCCAACUGUGGUCACACGGCCCGAGCCACACAAUCAGAAAAUCCUUCACCCGGAGCAGGACCGGGUGCUGACCAUCAGGGAGAAUGCUCGGCUCCAGGGCUUUCCUGACCACUACAAGCUGUUUGGUGAUGCCAAGGAUCGGUAUUGCCAAGUGGGCAACGCGGUUUCAGUCCCGACUGCCAUGGCUCUCGGAUACUCCAUUGCAGGAGCUGCACUAGGAGGCACCUCCACUGCCACUUAUGGCCUUCCAAGCUCUUUUCCCUAUUCUCGUUAAGCUUGCAGUGUCUGCUAUUAUAACUUCGACUGAGGGGGCGGGCUAUUAUGGUGCAUUAUUUUAUGGCUUAGGAUGUCAUUCACUCAUUAUGGGGUAUGGUACAUAUUUUAGGGAUAUGAUACGAGCUAAUUUGCACAAGCAAUAAACGGAUGGUAACACC